Molecule: messenger RNA, 3833 nt
Organism: Symbiodinium pilosum
Lineage: Eukaryota; Dinophyceae; Suessiales; Symbiodiniaceae
Source: the annotation of a GenBank genome assembly
AUGCAAGCACUCCUGCUGUUUCUGGUGCCCGUUCUGUAUGCCCAGAACUCUGAGAACGUAUCCAAUGAAACAGCCAAUUUGCCCUACGUGGAAGCAAAGCUCGAGGCUAUACCGGCAACUGUGCAGGCCUGCGGCGAGCUUAUCUUCAACGGAGCCAACUCCUUUGAUUCCAGGGGCGACCCGCUCCAAUUCUUCUGGGGCUUCGGACCGGGAACGCCAAGCUGGUUUCGCACACCUCGACUGUCGACACUGCUGCAAGAAGCUACAGCGACGAGUGCGGCCUCUGUGGUUGUAGGUCCGGGCAUCCUGUCAGAAGCGGGUGCGCGUCUAGGUGAGCAGCUGAGAGAGGGGGAGGUACGCUUAGAAGUGAGGCUGAUCGUGAGAAAUGCCUUAGGCAACAGCACGGAGGCAGUUGUUUCGGCAGGGGUGGUCGGGUCAACAGCACAGGCAGAGCCAGUCAUCUUUCCUGUAGGGGCCACGGACUCGCAGCUCAGACACAGUGACAGUCUGCGUCUCUCGGUCAUCACUUCGGAGGCGCCCUUUGCACUUCAGUGUGCUUUGCGAGAUCCUGGACAAAGUGCUGGCCGGACGAACGUGACAUGGGAGUACCGGGGCGUUGAACCUGGCUUUGGGCCCUUCCAGGCCUUGGAGAGCUUGGCAGCAUUGAACCCAUUGUGGCGCGAUCAGUCAGGCGACCCUAAUUCUGUGGAGCUCUUACCCUAUGCCUUUCAGCCUGGCACGUUCCACCUUCUCCGAGCCGUUGCUGCCUUCGACACACGCCCUACCCUUGCUCCAAGGGCAAAUGUUGUGUUUAGAAUUGCAGUCGAGCCAUUGCCACCGCUGGAAGUGCACAUCAUCGGUCCCAGAAUCGCAUCCCAGUGUGGCUUUGAACUAAGUGUUUCGGCGUGGGACCCCACCCAACCAAGCGACCUCUCAGACUUUGAGUUUGAAUGGAGGUGUUCAUCCAUUGUGCAAGUCGGUGAGCUUGACAUCUGUGCAAGUCUGCCAAAUUUCGGGCCUGCAGCUUCACAGACAGAUGGCAUGGGAGCUGCUGGGCCAAAGCUAAUGGUGCGACCCGGCCUGCUUCCUGGCAUCCACCGCUUCUCAGUGAUCGUUCGCCGCAAGAUUGGUGGUGGGCCUUCAGCGAUUGCCAGGAAUCCUGUGCAGGUGCGGAACACUUCCUUUGCAACACUGGCUUUGAAGUUCCCGAAUUACGCAUACACGGGCAAAGUGAACCUUUCAGACGGGAUACCUGUUGUUGGUGCCGCUGUGGAUGUAGCUGGGCAGGCAGGCCCAGGAUGCCUCGUUCCGGAAGUCCACUGGCAGUGGGUGCUUAUCGAAGACCGUCUCUUACCCAGACUGGAUCGAAUCCUCCCCACGCAGGCGGAAACAAUGGGCAACUUUCUUGAGCUACAGUCCGGUGUGAGUGAUGGUGGGUUGCUACCAGGAAUUCCCUACUACCAUGUCCUGCUACAGUCUGACAGUGAAAGCGCCUUGGCUGAUGUCCUCGCUACGGCCCCAGACCGGCCGCCACUGGAGAACAUUCUGCGGAACGGCGUUGCGAUUGCGAUCACGUCCCCAAAGUUUGUGGCCGAAGAACCGCCUUCAGCCGGCUCGAUCACAGCCAGCCUCGCAGAUGUUGCAGUAUCUGUGCGAUUUCUGUCAGUGCAGAUGCUUCAAAAAACGAUGGAUGAGAGGCCUACUGUCCUGGAAUAUGAGUUCGUCGCUUUCCCGCUCCAGGAGAUCCAGCGAGGCACAGAUCCCGACGAUUCGCCAGCUCCACAGAUAGACUGGGACAAUCCCCGGAGCUCACGGUACUGGAAAGAGCUUAGCGGGCAGCUGCUACGGCCAUGGGGUCGCUCGCCGGAGGCACUUGUGCAUAUGCCUGCGGGACAGUACCAUCUGGCAGUCCGUGCGCGGGAUGACGAGGGGGCAAUUGCCGUGGCAAUGGCAACGGAGCCCCUCAUCGUGGACGCCGAGCAAAACUUCACUGUGGCUUAUGUGGAAGCUCUACUCGCAAGCGUGCAGGUGACGAACGAUGUGUGGCAGCUUCUCCAGGCAGCAGUGGCUGUGGCUGCAACAGCUGACCCGAUUGUGCGACAGAAGGAAUGCAGCACUGAUUUCUUCGGCACGGUGACUUGCAAGCAGAUUCCAGCGCAGGAGGUUGUAAGACCAGUGUUUGAGAUGUUGACUGCUGCUGCCCCCUUCGUCCGGGGCGACUUAGUUGGGAAGCUCGGAUUCGCCGUGAUGAUGCUGCUGCAAACAGUGUCCGUUAGUGUCUUGCAGGCAGUUGAUGUCACUGCAGUGUUUGGAGACAGCUUUGACCCCCGCAACCUCACGGAUCCCGAGGACCAGGCUGUCGCGGUGUUUUGGAACGUCUCCAGACUCCAGAUACCGUAUGAGUUCACUGCGGUGGCCGGGCAGCUCCUGGUGUCUACGCAGGAAAGGCUGCUUCUUGACCAGGCACGGGAUGCGCGACACGCUCUGGAUCGAUAUGCUGCGGAGGAGGUAUGGAGCGGCAUUACGAUGACCCUGUCUGCACUGCAGAUGGCAACUUCUGCGGCUGCGGCAGCUCUUGCGCGGCAGGUACAAGGGUUAGUCGAUGGCCUCGCUGCCUCCACACUGCCAAGGCUGCGGCCUGGCGAGGAGAUACAGCUCGCAUCGAUGAGACACGCUUUUCACGCCGAGAUGCUCCUGGCAAAGGAGAGGGCUGGCAGUGACGUGCGGCUGCCGGGCGUUUUCGUCCCCAGGCAAUUGAGCACGGGCAGCUCGCAAAGCUGUGAUGAGAUGGAAGUCCAAGUCACCAGCUGGUUCGCUCUGAAUCCUCGUUUCUGGGCUCCUCGUGGAUUUGGUGUUACAGACCUCGUCCUGCCAAACACGUCCAUGAAGGGUAUCUACUUGCGACGCUGUGGCGAACCAGUCUUUCAAGAAGGUCUUUCAACCCCGCUGGAGAUUGACCUUGAUAUCUCACAGCCAGAGGUUGUCUAUCCUGGUUAUCUGGUGGAGUACAUGUGUGCAACGUUUGAUGAGAGUCUUGGAGCUUGGUCCACGGCAGGGGUCACAUCAAAAAGCCCAAUCACCAAUACUUCUACAGAGAUGACCUGCUUGGCCAGCAAUAGCUUUGGUCUCUUCGCUGCUUUAUUCCGUGUAGUGAGAGAGGAACCGCCAAACACCACCACACCAAUGCCACCACCACCAGAAGUUGAUGAAGGCCUAACUCUUGGUGCCUUGAUUGCCAUAGUAGGAGGAGGCAGCGUUCUCCUUUGCGGCUGCAUCGGAGCGGGCUACGCUUGGCAUGUGAUGAGGUCACGCGAACCCGUGGAGCCUGAGCCCGAAGAAGAGGAAGAGGAAGUGGUGGAGACGGAGUCGGAAUCAGAGGUUGCCGAGCUGCCUGAUCCGGAUCCUGCACUCACAAAGCUGCGCCUGGCAGCAGAAGCUGGAACUCUCACCGCGCGGGAGAUCUUGGCUCACCACACUGCUCCUACAGGAAUCAUCAAACAGGAGUUGGUUCGAGCUCUGGACAUCGGCUAUGAGAAGAAGCGCCGUGAGGCGCAAGCCAAGGCAUUCCGGAAAGAACAGAAAGGCAAAGAAGAAGUUGUAGAAAUUGCCAAGUCUGAUUCCGGAGAUGAUACCUCACAAGCCAGCUUCACGCCCGUCCACGGUAAGGAGUUCGCACAAGCCAAUCCCAGAAGAGCACGGCUUUCAUCGCCGAUGACGUCCGGUUCAGCACCUCCAUCACGGCAGUCGGAGCAAAGGUCAUCCCGAGCAUCAAGGGGCUCGGGAUCCCGACGGCAGUCUUCUGGGUCGCAGCGCCGCCGCUCUCAACAGUCCGG